AAUAAUGGGUGGGCUGUUCCUCUGCACGGGACAAAUGAUACCUCUGCGAUAAAUCCCUCCCGCAGCCGCGCUGUGCGUCGCGAGUUUAGUCUGGCUUGGCAACAGACCCCACCACGUUCUACGACCAUUAUUAACGGAGGGAGAGAGGUAGACGAGAGCUAAAGAAAGAUAAGGAGCCCUACACGACCGACUGGGAAUGCUUGACCAUGCAUGUUGAGUGUGCGCGAGACAGAACGACGUUAAAUGCUCGAACGUUGCGACUGCUGAAGGUGUGGAGUUGCAUUAACGAUUUUAGUAGGCCUACGGAUUUUGACCACAAAGGCACUUCGUUUGUUUCAUGCGUUUCCAAGCGAUGGUAGUAGACUGUCGGGGUGGUGUUGGUGGAAGCUGUCCCCGCGUUUACGGCACAGGUUGAGAAUGCAAGUCUGGAUGUAGCUGAUUGGAGUAACAGAGUUGGUGAUCAGAGUGUGGAGAGGGAGGAGGGGAGAUUCUGAAGUGGGUUUUCUAUGUGUGACUCUCCAGCGGCCAUGUUAACCAAGAAACCCUGCGCUGCUGUCUACCCAACUGGCAAGGGGGGUGAAGUGGUUUGCCAGGUACAGUCUUCCCCCGGAAUCGGAAUUGGGGGUCUAAGGGCCGGAGCAGGGACCGACCCGACAUCACCCGUCACAUUACCACCCCUCAGGAACACCAACUCACUAACGGCCGGAGGCAAUAAGCACACAAUGAACGAGCACCUGCACACUGGGAGCCACCCGCAGAUCCACGUCCAGCAGCUCUUCGAGGAGAACAGCAACAAACGGACAGUGCUGACCACUCAGCCCAACGGCCUGACGCCCGUGGGCCGCGCGGGCAUCCCGCUGCCCGAGAGACCGCCGGAGAGCGGGCACUGCCGGCAGGGAAGCUCCGCCUCGCUCAAGUCCUCCGACGGCAAGCCCCGCCCCUUCCCCAUGACGCCCGAGCAGGCCAUGAAGCAGUACAUGGCCAAGCUGACGGCGUUCGAGCACCACGAGAUCUUCAACUACCCGGAGGUCUACUUCGCGGGCCCCAACGCCAAGAAGCGGCCCGGCGUGCUGGGCGGCUCCAACAACGGCGGCUACGACGACGACCAGGGCUCCUACAUCCACGUGCCGCACGACCACAUCGCCUACCGCUACGAGGUGCUGAAGGUCAUCGGCAAGGGCAGCUUCGGCCAGGUGGUGAAGGCCUACGACCACAAGACGCACCAGCACGUGGCGCUGAAGAUGGUGCGCAACGAGAAGCGCUUCCACCGGCAGGCGGCCGAGGAGAUCCGCAUCCUGGAGCACCUGCGCAAGCAGGACAAGGACGCCGCCAUGAACGUCAUCCACAUGCUGGAGAACUUCACAUUCCGCAACCACAUCUGCAUGACCUUCGAGCUGCUCAGCAUGAACCUGUACGAGCUCAUCAAGAAGAACAAGUUCCAGGGCUUCAGCCUGCCGCUGGUGCGCAAGUUCGCCCACUCCAUCCUGCAGUGCCUGGAGUCGCUGCACAAGAGCCGCAUCAUCCACUGCGACCUGAAGCCCGAGAACAUCCUGCUCAAGCAGCAGGGCCGCAGCGGCAUCAAGGUCAUCGACUUCGGCUCCAGCUGCUACGAGCACCAGCGCGUCUACACCUACAUCCAGUCCCGCUUCUACCGCGCGCCCGAGGUCAUCCUGGGCGCCCGCUACGGCAUGCCCAUCGACAUGUGGAGCCUGGGCUGCAUCCUGGCGGAGCUGCUGACCGGGUACCCGCUCCUCCCGGGCGAGGACGAGGGGGACCAGCUGGCGUGCGUCAUCGAGCUGCUGGGCAUGCCGUCGCAGAAGCUGCUGGACGCGUCCAAGAGAGCCAAAAACUUUGUCAGCUCCAAGGGCUACCCCCGGUACUGCACCGUCACCACCCUGCCGGACGGGUCCACGGCGCUCACGGGGGGGCGCUCGCGCCGGGGCAAGCUCCGGGGCCCGCCGGGGAGCAAGGAGUGGGUGACGGCCCUCAAGGGCUGCGACGACCCCCUCUUCCUGGACUUCCUCAAGCAGUGUCUGGAGUGGGACCCGGCCCUGCGCAUGACCCCCAGCCAGGCCCUCCGCCACCCCUGGCUCCGGAGGCGGCUGCCCAAGCCCCCGGCCGGGGAGAAGACCUCCGUCAAGCGCCUCACGGAGGGCUCUGGUGCUAUCACGUCCAUUUCCAAAUUACCUCCGACGGGCUCGGCCGCCAAGCUGAGGACUAACUUGGCGCAGAUGACGGACGCCAAUGGGAAUAUCCAACAGAGGACAGUGUUGCCAAAAUUAGUCAGCUGAACCCGGAUGUGUGUCCUGUCCCGUAAUUUAUUGUUUUUAGAAGGCUGAAUGAAAUAAUAGGUUCAUUGACCCCCCCCCCCCCCCCAUACCUGAACAUUACUGAAGUUACAAGUGUGAAGGAUUUUGUUUUUUUCUGUAAUACAUAAUCACUACAUGAUUUUUGGCUUUGUAGCACCUUUGACAAUAUUUAAAAACAAAUUUUUUUUUUAGAAAUGGCAGAAUAAGGGAACUAUGCUUUUAGGUUUUCCAGCUGUAUGCAAUUUUGCGGGUCACCAACAUUCAUGCAGUUUGGCGCAACGCAUUAUGAAGCCCGUGCAGAAUUAAGACCACACGUCGGUGAAAAGCAUAAAAUGGAGUGGCUGGCCACAACGGAAUGAGCUUGGUGUCCACUGCUUAAUGGAAUUGAGGGGUUUUUAUCUUUGCAUAUCCUGUGAGUGAUAUCAUGUCAAUGAGGUUGAAAAUGGAUUUUAAACAGCGUUUAUUUUAGGGCUUGGUGCAAACCGUUGCAUAUUCAUAGCUGCCUGUUGUGGAAGAUUCUAGUGCCUCGUUGACAUCGGUUGCAAGACGGCGUCGUUUAGCGUGUGGAAGAGAAUCUUGACAAUUCGGGGGAAAGAAACAGGGGAGGGUAAGGACAAAAUAAGAAAGAAAAAGGCUGGGCUGGCAUCAGAAGUUAUCAAUAGAAGGAAAAAGAGAAACAUGCAAAAAAAAAAAAAGUAUGUUUACAUAACAGACAAGGUAUGUGCCUAAAAUUCUCUUCACAUUCCUUAUAGAAAGAAAGGGAAAGGGAGAGGACAAGCUUACCCUAUCUCUACGGGUCACUGUCUGUGACAUUGAGGAUGGAAUCAUGGUGUUAUUGAGUAGAGGAACAGAGCAGAUAUUUAUAUAUAGUAUUUAUACAUACAAUUUUGUAGUGACCUUUUCCUGAUUGCCGUUUAUUUGCAGGGCUGUUUUAGACACAAAUCUGCUCUGUCAGAAGGAAAAUAAAUACUUUGGUGCUUUUUACCUUUUUUGUAAAGGUAUUUAUAUUCUUUUUUAGAAGUAUGGAACAGAAUAGUUUUGAAUACUGCUCCUGUUUUUUUUUAGUGGCUUACAAGCAAAUGCAACAUAUCUACGUAUAUUUCAAGCAUCCUGGAGUUGGAUCCUGUGAUGCAAGGAUAUUCUGCUUUGAGAUGGUUGAAGUAAAUGUUAUGCUGAGGUGUGAUGGACAGUACAGCUGGAGACUGCAUACAACUGCAUAAAACUUGAAUUUGAAUCUGUUUUCGCCAUGUUCGCAUCCCAGAAAUGGAUGGAAUGGGUGGAAGUAAUACAGUGGAAACACGGCCCGAUUUCUCUGUCCCCUUGAUUCUGAAUGUAACACUGCUAAAUUAUUUCACCAGUUGACUGUAGCAUAAGUCGGAUAUCUUGCAUUUAACGUUGUAUAUAUAGCAAUAUACAAGUGGGCUUGUAAGCAUUUUGGCAAGUUAAGACACUUAACUUAACUUAAGAGCAUGUUCCCUUGGAAGGCCAAAAGAUUGUUUCAGGUAUUGUAUAUGAAAAUGCUACUUUGACACCCCAAAAUUCUUUUACACAUCUUUUUUUUUUUUUAACCCAGAACCUGUAUAAAAGAAUGACUUGGUCAAUGCAUUGUAUCCUGUACAGUAGUUCAGUGAAGAAACAGAUCGAGGAGCACCUGUGCUUUUCCUCUAAAGCACCCACUGGAGUUUUUUGUAGCAUUUUGACACCUUUUUAGAAAAAAAUUAUAAUCCGAAUUGUUUUUAAAGCUUUGUAGAAAAUGUAUUAAUUUAUUUCCUACGAAUGAUUC
Anguilla rostrata (American eel) is the source of this 4092-nucleotide messenger RNA. RefSeq names its product dual-specificity tyrosine-(Y)-phosphorylation regulated kinase 2 (gene dyrk2). The record is from RefSeq and is a predicted model, not a curated record. Gene Ontology annotation, molecular function: protein serine/threonine kinase activity; ATP binding; protein serine/threonine/tyrosine kinase activity. Gene Ontology annotation, biological process: peptidyl-serine phosphorylation; peptidyl-threonine phosphorylation. Gene Ontology annotation, cellular component: cytoskeleton; cytoplasm; nucleus. The coding region runs from base 507 to 2291 and encodes 594 amino acids. Lineage: Eukaryota; Metazoa; Chordata; Actinopteri; Anguilliformes; Anguillidae. The transcript has 3 exons.